Messenger RNA from Emiliania huxleyi CCMP1516, 1127 nucleotides. RefSeq lists its product as hypothetical. NCBI's taxonomy places the organism in Eukaryota, Haptophyta, Isochrysidales, Noelaerhabdaceae. The record is from RefSeq and is a predicted model, not a curated record. Bases 42 to 779 code for a protein of 245 amino acids. The transcript has a single exon.
CUCCAGACCGCGAAACACACACGUCGAGCCACCGCGAAGCCAUGGCAAUGCACCGGCUCGCUCACUUCUCCGCCGAUCGCUCUCCGAUGACCCCUACCGACCGCAUUGCCUCCGCGGCACAGCGGCUUGCGCACGACUCCGCUGCAGUCGACACGCUCGAGGCCUCCUUCACGAAGCUGCUCAAGGAGCCACACCGCGAGCGUUUCCGCAAGGUCAACUUGAGGAGCCCUGCGAUGCAGCGCGUCGCGGCAGUCGGCGGUGCGAUGGAGAUCCUGCACGCGACUGGCUGGGAGCACGCUCCGCACGGCCACCUCCUACUCAACACGUUGGAGCCUCGGCUGAUUGAGGCGGCGACCGCGGCUUUGCAAAAGGUUCAGGCGAGCCAUCCGGGCUACCUUCGGGAUCGCGAAGGCCGCAGAGCGGGCGCUGCGCGCGCCCGCGAGAGCGCGGAGGCCGCAGCGGCCGACCUGGCUCGCCGCCAGCACUUUGCCAGCAUGCUUCCGGCGGAACCGGCUGAGGGCGCUGCGGGCGCGGCGGCCAUCUGCGUACACCUGGGCGGCGAGAAGAAGGUUUGGCGGCGCUUCGACAGCAACAUCGACACGCUGAAGGAUCUCGUCCAUUGGGUCUCCUCGCUCGAGGGCGCCCCUCCCUCCCCGCGGCUCGUGAAUGUCACGCAGAGCCCGUCGCUGCCUCUCGACAAGGAGCGGCAGGCGGGCCUCUCGCUGCACCACCUGGACCUCUGGCCGUGCGGGCACGUGAAACUGGUGGAGUGCGCCUGAUGGCGUUCCGAUCCGAUCGUCGCAGACAAAGAGUAGUAAGUGGUCUUUCCGCGUUAUGUGGGCUGUGAGUUCUUGUGUCCCUCGAGGGUCGCGGCCCGCAGGCAGAUUUGUAUCCCGAGUCGGCCCGCCGAACCUGUAGGGCCUGAAGGCUUCGUGCACUGUGGUCUGUUCCACCAACUAGAAUUUGCGGGCCAGAAUCAGUUUAAGGGGGAGGGACGCACGGCGCAGGACCAGGAGGCAGGACGCCAAUUUUAAGUGUACGGGGUGGCUCUCACGAACAUAUACAAGCUGGACUGUUGACAAGAUUUUGCCUCCCGGACUUGAUAUGUACGUGACCGGGUUUUUCUU